This is a messenger RNA of Drosophila teissieri, 4974 nucleotides long. It is a transcript of the gene ImpE1, whose product is annotated as titin. The coding region runs from base 1 to 4974 and encodes 1657 amino acids. Lineage: Eukaryota; Metazoa; Arthropoda; Insecta; Diptera; Drosophilidae. The transcript is spliced from 7 exons. The record is from RefSeq and is a predicted model, not a curated record. Gene Ontology annotation, molecular function: protein binding.
AUGACGGCGACUGCGAGGCAGUCAGCAACAUCGAGAAAGCAACCUGCGAUCGCAAUGCUCAAUGGAAACGCUUUUACGGUUAAGCGGCUCUUAGCGCUGCUGAUCAUCUUCACAGUCGUGGACGCGAGUCGAUCCCUGGAGCUGGGCGACAAGUGCCAGCAUGACAUGGACUGCACGGAUUUCAUCAAGGGCAGCAGCUGCUCCGCCCUCGGAUACUGCGAGUGCGCCCCCUACUUCGUCCAGUUGGAUUCCAAGCGCUGUUUGUCAUCCCAACUCCUUGGCGGCGACUGCCAGCUGAGCGAGCAGUGCUCCAUGAAGGUGGCCAAUAGCAGUUGUCUGGAGGGGGCAUGCCGCUGCGUCGAGGGAUUCCUGCAGUUCCGCAAGCACACCUGUCUGGGACCUGCCCAUCCUGGUGCCGUUUGCUACAGCCACGCCCACUGUCAAAUGUUCGACACCCGCACCCACUGUGACUUCCUCAUCCCGAAUCUCUUCGGACGCUGCCAGUGCACAAGUCCCGCCAAAAUGGUGGGUGGUCUCUGUGUGGCCCCAGCGGCGGAUCAGGAGGAUCAGACUCAGGAACAGGCCAUCCAGAAGGUGGAGCAGCCAGCCAGCAGUACCACUACCACUACCACUAGCACGACGACAACGACAACCACUCCUAGGCCCACAACUAGAACCACGAGAAGAACAACGACGACAACAACCACGACCACCACUCCAGCACCAACAACAAGAGGAACAACAACGACCACCAGCACAACGACCACGACAACUGCUGCUCCCAUUCUCCUAGAAGAUGAACUGCCGGCCAGCGUGGAGGAGCAAUCGCUGGAGGAAGACGAUGGUGAGACCACCAAGCUGAGACCCGAGGUCGUUGAGGUUGAUAAUGGUGAGAAAUUGGAGGCUGUGGACAUGGCCCAUGAGGAAACCGAACUGACACAGCAGCAGAAUCAAUUGGAGGAGCAGCAGCAUCAGGAGGAGGAACAGAAACAUCAAGAGGAGGAACAACACAGGGUUGAGCAGCAGCAAACCGAAGUGGAGGAGCAGCAGCAUCAGCAGGUCAUAGCCCAACCAAGCGACACAGAGCUGCCACAAUUAUCCCAAGAUGCAACCACUGGAGUCCAACAGCUGCUCACACCCGCCGAUGUGCCAACCGAGGAUGCCAUUAAUGCGGAGCAGGAGACCGAGGCCGGACCCACCGAGGAUUACCCAUACAAGAUCGAUGAGGAGUAUACGGAGGAGCACAAUGACAAGCCAGAAGCUCCAGAAGCUCCAGAGCUGACAGUGGAUCAACCUGAGCACGAAGAGACCCCUGUGGCACCCGAAAUCGUGCCCAUCGAAGCGGAUGAGGAGGCUGCUGAGGCCUCGGGCGGUGAAGAGAUUGCCUCAUCGCCCAUCGACGAUACCAUGAAAUUCGAUUAUGAAACCUCAGUGGAUGAAGCUGAGCCAGCCAAGCCUGAAGAUGAGAAGGAGCCAGAGGUGGUACACCAGGCCAUUAAGGAGGAGGUGGUGCCCAUCGAUACCGAGAGCGAGACUGAUGCAGACACUAGCACCGAGCCCCAGAUCCAGACGCAGCUGCUGCAGGAGGAUGGGGAGCCAGAGACAUCCCAGACUGUGGCCGAUGAAGAACUGAUCCCGGUUAAUGAAGCCGAAAUCGAAAGUGUGACGAAGGCAGCCGACGUGGCUGACGAGAAACCAGAGGAGGAAGAGACACCUGAGGAUCUGGCUUCUGGAGAUCAUGAGCUGGAUGUUGCUGUGGCCAGCCACGACGAUGAGGUGGAGCCGCCCAAGCAGGAGGAGCCAACAGAAGCGUUGAAGAUCGAACAGCCAGCCCAGGUGGAGAGUGAAAGCCCAGUCGUCGACGAGGUGGGAAAACCAGAGGAGCCACACACCGAAGUGGAAAUAGAAAAAGAAAUAGAAGAAACGCCAGCGACCGAAGCCGCAGAAGUGGAGCUGCCGGCCACAGAAGCCAAACCAGAUGUGGAAUCCGAGAUCGAUCAGGUGGAACAAAGCGCCGACAUCAAGCCGACAAGUGGCGAAGAUGAUUUAAAUGAAGCCAAUCAAUUAAAUCAAGACCAAGUCACCGAACCAGCCGCUCUGGAGCUAGAGGAGAUCGAAGAAAAAGAGCCCGAGCAGGUGGUGGAAAUCCAUCAAGAUGCAGAUGAAGCCACAACGGAGAAACCCGAUCAUGAUCACGACCAGGAGGAGGCGGAGGCAAUCACCGAAGCGGAGCACGAACAAUUGACAUACCCAACAAAUGAUGAUGAAUUGGCGCCAGUGGAAAUAGAACCAGAGCUAACCACAGAGGAACCAGAAGUCGCCGAGAAUACCACCGAGCUCCUCGAGCAACAGCAGCAACAGCAGCAGCAGCAGCAGGAUGAGGAGGAGAUUGAAGAGGCGGCACUUGGACAUGGGGAGGAGCAGCAGGUGGAGCCCGAGGAAAAUGCAAAUGCAAUUAAGACGCCCGAAGUGUCGGAAGCAAUUGCAGAGCCCCAGGCGGAUCUGGAAACCCCAUCAGCCACCGAGAAAGAGAUCGAACCACAGACAGCCGACCAUGUCGAGGAGGAGCCAGUGGCGAUAACCGAGCGUAUUCAAGUGCCAGAGCCAAAGCCAGAGGCAGAGCCCAAGCCCGAGCCAGAAAUUGAGCCCACUAAUGACGAGGUGUCGCAGGUGGAUGCGGAUCAGGCCGAGCCAGAGCUGCCAAUUAAGAGCGAUACCGACAUCUCGGAGGAAGCCACCGAGGAACCUGCUCAGACGGAGGCUGCACCCGAGGUGGAAACGGAAACCGAGGCCAGUGAAAGUGCUCAGACAUCUCCAGAGAUAAGCGUGGAGCAAGAUGAAGUGGAGAUCGAAAAAAACGAGAAUGACAACAUCAUCCAGGGAGCCGAACCCACUGAAGAAGAGGAACACAUCCCGGAACCACAACAUAUGCCACAAGAGGAGGCAUCGCCAGUGCCAGAGGAAACCGCAGCUGUUCCCGAGGAGCAGGAGCUGGCCAAGCCAGAUGUAGACUACACCAGUGUGGAGCAUUUACAGGAACUUUCCCAGCCCGAGGAAACUACAGCUGCCAUUGAGGCGGAAGAAUUCGACUCUCGCGAGUCCACUCUGGCUCCAGAGGCACCAGAGGCUCCAGAGGAACCAGAGACACCAGAAGCUCCAGAGACACCUAUUGCCAUUGUGAGCGAGGAACACGAUCCCGAACAUGAUCCUCAGAACUUCCACGAGAGCGAGAGCAUUGCCGAUAUCCUUAGCGACCUCAUGUUGGAAGGCGACAGCACUGUGCCCCCUGUUCCAUUUGGCCAACAACCCGCCCAAACGGUUCCCAUGGUGGAGGCAAACUCGGAGAACGAGGAGGAGCACGCACAUGAGGCCGUUUCGGAUCUCCAGGCUGAAGCCGAUGAGACCCUGGAUCAUGCCGAGCAAGUGCAACCGGCUGGAGAACCAGAAACUGCCAUCCCCGAACUGUUUGCUGAGGCAGCUAAGGAUGAGGAGGAUGUCCCAGCUUUCGCGGAAGCUGAUGAAGUGAAAACAGAACCACCAAGUGCUCUAGAGGAGGAACAUCCCAUUCCCAGUGAAGAGGAGCACACGCCCGUGGAAGAGGAGCACCAGGACCAAGAAGCGGAGCACCAGCAGGAUCAAGACGAACAGCAGCAGGAUGAAGCGGAAGCCCCAAAGGAAGAGGAAGCCCUUAAGGAAGUUGAAACCGAAAGCCUGCCUGAAGAAGCCACCACUGAAAAGAUUCAGGAGCCCGAGCUCGAACCCGAGGAAGAACACACCCUGUCGCCCGAGGAACUGCCCUUCGAUCUAACAGAUCACUCCGUGCCGAACCGCUUCAAUGAGCUGGAAUCCGAGAGUCUCAUUCUGGAAGCCACCACCAGCAUCGACGGUCUGCAGGAGCUGGACAACAACCAUAUUGAGGAGGAGGAGGAGCCCGCCGCUCACGCCAUCCCACAUGAGGAGGCCACGCCCAAUCCUGCUGACAUUGUGGAGAUCACCACCCAGACCAUGUUGGGCCUGGCCAGCCGUGUGACCCUAAUGGAGCCAGCCGCUCCCGUGGUGACCACGCUGAUGCCCCUGAUGACCGCCGAUGAACCCACUCCGGAACCCGUUGCUCCGGCCGCCAUUCCUCCCGCAUCUCUGCCUGUCAUCAAACCCGGUACGGAGUUGCGCAAGCGCGUGGAUUUGGGUCUGGAGGCAGUUUCCCUGGGAUUGGCCUGCAGCAGCGAUCGUCAGUGCCAGUUGGCUGAUCCCCACACCGUGUGCAAUGGACGAGGAGUCUGCGAUUGCGCUGCCGGAGAUGAGGGAACGCAGUGCAGCGCCGAGAGAACCGGAUGCAGUCCGGGAACCUUCCAGUGCCGCUCGAGUGGCGUGUGCAUCUCGUGGUUCUUUGUGUGCGACGGCCGCGCCGACUGCAAUGACGCCUCCGACGAGGAGUGCACCCACAAUGCCCGCCGCAACCAGACCUGCCCCACGGAAUCGUUCCGCUGCCAGCUUAGCGGUCGCUGCAUCUCGCGUGCUGCGCUGUGCGAUGGCCGGCGCCAGUGUCCACAUGGCGAGGACGAGAUGGGCUGCGAUGGCAGCCUGAAGGGCGGCAACGCCUGUCCACCGCACACCUUCCGCUGCGGCAGCGGCGAGUGCCUGCCGGAGUACGAGUACUGCAAUGCGAUCGUGUCCUGCAAGGACGGCAGCGACGAGCCGCCGCAUCUCUGUGGCUCCCGCGCCCUACCCAACCUCUUCAUGCGCCUCAUCGAGGCGGGCGGUCUGCUCGGCGGGGGGCGGCGGGAGGCUGACGCCUACUGCCCGCACCGCUGCAGCAACGGACUGUGCCGCUCCACCGCCAUCGUCUGCUCCGGACGGGAUGGCUGCGGCGAUGGCACCGACGAGCAAACCUGCGCCGUCUGCCGUUGUCCCGCCCCGACUGCUGCCAGUCUGCCCGCAUUCUUGGCCCGGCAACGCCCCAUGCCGCUGUGGUAG